CAUACAUAUAUAACGGGCGAUGGUGAUUCUGAAAAACGUCAGCGAAGAAAUUUCUUCGAAAUUUGAUCGAUCUUAAAUAUCAAAUGCAAACGAGAGAAAUGAAAAAUCGUGGAAUGACGUUCGAAUUUAUUUUCCUUUGCGCUCUUCUGUGUCCUCAUUUCUGCGUUCGCGCGGACCAUCAGUUUCGAAGGAUUCGUCGUGAAGUCGAGCGAGGCGAUUCCUGCGAUUUCGACGAAACUCGAAGCGAUUACAACGCCACGGAUUUAUUGAGGUGCAUCGAUGAAUUGGUUGUCGAUCUCGUCGAUCGAGAAAGUGACGGGCUGACGAGCGAGAAAGGUCAAUCGAAUGGAUCCACGGGCAGGCAAAUCUCUUUUGUGGACGUUCUCUCGAGUAUUUUUAACAAUGCUGUCACGCCGCAUCAGAGCAGCUCCCAUCCGGCGUACUCGACUUCCGACUACCAGCAAUCGAAUUAUCCGAGCGGAACGGCCGGCCCUUCCCCUGGAUUCCGGCUGAAUCUCCUCGACGCGCUGUCCACGAUAUCCAGCCACGACGACUACAAGUGUGUACCGAGGAUACUCUGCGAGAUGGCGAGCGGAAAACUUCCUGGACGAUCGUUAGGCAAACAGGGAUCCGGCUUCUUCGAGUUCCUCGGUCGGAACGUUUUCACGGACUGGCUGACGAAAAUCGACGUCGCCGGAACGUCCCCGUUGCUGAACUUCGGCAGAGCGAUGAUCCUCGGUUAUGGCAACCGAGGAAAUUCCGUGGCGUGCUACGAGGCGUUCCCAAAGUGUCCGAGCGACGCGAACGGCUUGAUUUAUUAUCUGAACAAUUAUAACGGAGGCUUCUUCAACCUUUUCAACAGGAUUCGGGGCGGAAAAUACAGGAUGUCUGAUAGAGUUCCUGGUCAACGAGUCAACGAUUAUUCGAAGGUCGAGCUGAGGGAAAGGAUAGUCGCUGGGAAUUGGAAGGGACACGUUCGAAAGGGUCCAGCGCGGAAUACAGUUCAGUUUCCACCUACGAAGUAUCGAGAAUAUCACGAGAAGAGAGAAUAUCCAAGAUUCGACAUAGUAAGGAGUAACAAUGACAUCGUCUUUCCCAGCGAGAGAGAAUUGAGCAUCGAACCGUCGACGAAUAGCUUACAGAACGAUUUUCUAAAACCGGAGAACGCCGCAUUUUUCCCCAAAGAAACUGACGACAGAAGGAUCUCUCGAUUUCGAUUUCCUUCGAGUUUCGCGCUCGCACCAUCGUAGCUACAAACGGUGGUCGAUAAAAUAAGCAAAUCCUAAGUAAAUACCACAGUGAAUUCGAUCCUAAUUGAGUACAGACCUUCCCUGAAACGCGUUGAAUGUUCUAGACUCUUAGGCUUGCGUAAAAUACGCCAAGUACUAAUUUAAUUAAUAAUAAAUAAAUAUAAACCGAUCGCUGAAAAAGAGAAAGUUGCAACACAAAUCCGGAAAUCACUGUGCCAGGUGCUUGCAGAACUCGAAAUUUAAAUAGAAGGUAAAAAGAUCCAUUGAACUGUUGCGGAAUACGAAUUUGAAAUUUACAAGCUGCCUCUUUGCAAACUGUCAAUCGAAAGAUUGAACGAUUUCGUUUUUUAAGCGAUUGCGAUCUUUUGACAAUUAUUACAGGGAGAAAGAAAUGACGACGAGAGCUUUAUGUGCAAACGAUCCAUAAAAUAAGCCUCGGUGAAUUCGAUUCUAAUUAUAUAUCCUUCCUCGAAGUGCGUGUAGGAUAAUUUAAACGCGCAGCGAAGAUUAGCACCGCGAUCAAAUAUCGAAUUUCAAUUUUCCAUCGUGUAAACCAGGCGUCAGGCAUACACGUCGUGCGUCGCAAAUUCGCGGAUUAUCAGUGUCCAGAGGAUGGCUGGUGAGGCUCGAUACAAGUUUCCGACCAGGAGGCAACGUCGUUUAUUUCGUCAGCGUGGAGCAACAACACGAUCGGCGAUUUUCUAUCCACCUGUGCGCGAUCCGCUUAUAACAGGAAGUGGCGAGUCGCUCGGCGAACGCGGUGUUACUGACACGGACGCCAUUUGUGGGAACAGCAUGGGGCGCCGUUAGAGCACCGACAACUUGUCCAAUGAAUCUGCGAGAGCCGCUUUAUGUCUCAGUUACGCGCCACGAUAAAUUGUAUUUUAUCUCGAUUCGAUUUCCUGCUUCGCUGCCGGCUCGUCUGUGUACCUGUACACAGGUGCGAGACGCCUCGAAACAGGAUGGAAAAACGAUGAUGGGUGCAGACUGUAGAGAGAAACACCAGUGACGAGUUGAAGAGGAUCGUGACAGGGGAAGUAUGUUGUUAUGCUCGACCAUUUGUGAAGCAAAUUAU
Heterotrigona itama is the source of this 2325-nucleotide messenger RNA. Lineage: Eukaryota; Metazoa; Arthropoda; Insecta; Hymenoptera; Apidae. The record is from the annotation of a GenBank genome assembly.